Molecule: messenger RNA, 1699 nt
Organism: Protopterus annectens (West African lungfish)
Lineage: Eukaryota; Metazoa; Chordata; Ceratodontiformes; Protopteridae
Gene: FOXI3
Product: forkhead box I3
Exons: 2
Coding region: 20-1159 (379 amino acids)
Biological process (GO): regulation of transcription by RNA polymerase II; anatomical structure morphogenesis; cell differentiation
Molecular function (GO): RNA polymerase II cis-regulatory region sequence-specific DNA binding; DNA-binding transcription factor activity, RNA polymerase II-specific
Source: RefSeq, a predicted model, not a curated record
AGGGCUUCCAGUGGAGAUUAUGAACUCCACUGAGCUGCAAGCCCAUCACAUAUCUUCUGGCUCAAAUCCACAUCAGCAAUGCUCAAAACCUGCCUAUGAAGCUGCAGAUAUGGCUGUAUACUGUGAUAAUUUCAAUAUGUAUCAUCAACAAAAUCUGCAUACUUCACAGCGACCUGUAAACUAUGGACUAGGAGAUUACUCUGCAACUACUAACCCUUACUUAUGGCUUAAUGGACCAGGAGUAAAUUCUUCGUCUUCCGCAUACCUUCAUGGGAACAGCUCUUCAUCCUUUAUGCCUCCUUCAUAUGGAUCUCAGAGACAGUUCUUGUCAAAUUCUUCAGGUUUUGGGGGUUCUGAUCUUGGUUGGCUAUCUUUAGCUAGCCAGGAAGACUUAUUAAAGUUAGUAAGGCCCCCCUACUCAUAUUCUGCACUUAUAGCCAUGGCUAUUCAGAAUGCACCUGAGAAGAAAUUAACACUGAGUCAAAUUUAUCAGUAUGUGGCUGAUAAUUUUCCUUUCUAUAAGAAAAGCAAAGCUGGAUGGCAGAACUCAAUCAGACACAAUCUUUCAUUAAAUGACUGCUUUAAGAAAGUUCCUAGAGAUGAAGAUGAUCCAGGAAAAGGAAACUACUGGACUCUGGAUCCAAAUUGUGAGAAAAUGUUUGACAAUGGGAAUUUCCGCAGAAAGAGAAAACGCAAAUCUGAAGCCUCCAGUAUGUCUCCUAUCUUGUCAAAACCUGAAGAUCUUCAUUCUAGUUCAGAAGUGAAGUCAGAAAACAGCCCAUCUACAAGACCUCCAUCAUCUCCAGACACUGACUGUCAUGUAGAAGAACAGAAAAGAACAUCUCCCAUGGGAAUUUCUUCUACACCUUGUCUUAACAAUUUUUUCAGCAACAUGGCAUCUGCUGGGUCUGCUUCAGUUGGCAGACAAGUGCCGUUUGGACUUAUGAAUGAACUGUCUCAAAGAAAUAUUAAUGGACUUAACCCUUACACUUCAAAUACAAUGCAGGAAUCAUCAGACUUCAAUGAAACUUUUCACCUAAACAGAACAAGUUAUUAUAGCUCAUUUACUGGAAGCCAGACAAACCAGUUCAAUAGCCACUUUUAUAACAGCAUUAGUUUAAAUGCUUUGAUUUAUCCCCGAGAAGGAACUGAGGUUUAAACAGACCAUAAUUAAUAAAUACUGCUAGCCAUGAGCAAGUUUUGCAUUCCAGUUCUAAAUAACGUCUGAUCUUUGUUUCUCAGAUAGUUUCUGCUACUGUUUAAGUAUAGGGAAAAACUGACUGAAUAGAUCAAUGAAUGUAGACAUCAGCAAAAUGGUAAAAUAUACACAUAUAUACUCUGCCCGAAAAUAAAUGAGGAAAAGCAGAUUAAUAUGUCUUAAAAUAUGCUUUUAAUGUUUGUUUACAUAAGUGAACUGAGAUGCAGUGGUCAGAUAUUCAAACCAUACCUACCACUUAUAAUCUGGUACAGGUGAGGUGUUACAUCUUUGUGCAACAGCUCCUAGGUCAUGCAAGUUCUAAAUUAAACUCCCUUUAGAAAACUGCGUGCCACAACUUAUCUGGGAAGAGUGCUACAUGGAAAAAAAGGAAAAUGAAAAUUGCCUGCAGGCAGAUUACCAAAGUGUGCCUUUACAAUAAUGUUUGUAGACUGAAAACUAAAAUGUUAUAUUCUUGGCCUGUAACAAAAAUUGUUUGUUUUA